AUGGAUUUAGGAUUCAAAGACCGUAACAACAGGACACCUACCAAGAACAACUCUGCUACUACAAAGAAUUUUUCUGCCUGGGAAGACUAUAAGAGUAGUGUGGAUGAUAUACAGUACUUUCUUAUUGGGUUGUACACACUUAUAAGUCUGGCUGGCUUUAUGGGAAAUCUGCUUAUACUAACGGCUCUACUAAAGCGCAAGCAGAAGACAAUAAUAAAUGUUCUUAUCGGUAACUUGGCCUUUUCUGACAUCUUGGUUGUGCUGUUUUGCUCACCUUUCACACUGACAUCCGUCCUGCUUGACCAAUGGAUGUUUGGCACUAUCAUGUGCCAUGUAAUGCCCUUCCUCCAGUGCGCAUCAGUUCUAGUUUCAACUUUGAUGUUAAUAUCUAUUGCUGCAGUCAGGUACCGUAUGAUAAAAUAUCCCCUUUCUAGCAAUUUAACAGCAAAACAAGGCUAUUUCUUAAUAGUGACCAUUUGGGCCCUUGGCUUUGCCAUUUGCUCCCCUCUGCCAGUUUUCCACAAAAUUGUGGACCUCAGCAAAACUCUGAAUUUAGAGGCACUGGAGAACAGGCUCUUGUGUAUUGAGUCAUGGCCUUCCGAUUCCUACAGAAUCGCCUUUACAAUAGCCUUAUUGCUCAUGCAGUAUAUAUUGCCGCUGGUGUGUUUAACCGCUAGUCACACCAGCGUCUGCAGGAGCAUAGGUUCCAGACUGUCAACCAAGGAAAGCAAGUUUGAAGAAAAGGAGAUGAUAAACCUAACUCUUCAUCCCUCUAAGAGUACUGGCACGCAGGUGCAGCCCUCCAGCCAUUCCAGAUGGUGCUGCGCCUUUGGCAGAAAGCACCACAGAAGAUACAGUAAAAAGACUUCAAGUGUGAUGCCAGCUCUUUCAAGGCAUCAUCAGGAUACUCAUUCCAGAGACCUCCCAGAAACCUCUGGCACAGAAAAAAGCCAGCUCUCUUCCUCCAGUAAAUUCAUCCCUGGGAUACCUAUCUGUUUUGAGAUGAUCCCAGAAGAAAAUACAGAGAUCCAGGACAUGAUUACGUUAUCCCGGUCCAUCAUCAGAAUUAAGACAAGGUCUAGGAGAGUUUUUUGCAGACUGACAGUGCUAAUCCUAGUUUUUGGUUUCAGUUGGAUGCCUCUUCACCUUUUCCACAUUGUGACGGAUUUUAAUGCCACUCUCAUUUCUAACAGACAUUUUAAAUUAGUAUAUUGCAUAUGCCAUUUACUGGGUAUGAUGUCCUGCUGCUUGAAUCCCAUCCUCUACGGGUUCCUUAACAACAGCAUAAAAGCCGAUUUAAUGUCCCUUAUUCCAUGCUGCCAAAUAUCAUGAUUUUAUGCACCCCAAGAUAAAAUAAAACAAACAAGCUUGGCUUUCAAGUCUACUGAUGUGUAUACCUGUAAAAGCUAAAUUAG
Molecule: messenger RNA, 1415 nt
Organism: Pygoscelis adeliae (Adelie penguin)
Lineage: Eukaryota; Metazoa; Chordata; Aves; Sphenisciformes; Spheniscidae
Gene: NPY5R
Product: neuropeptide Y receptor Y5
Exons: 1
Coding region: 1-1332 (443 amino acids)
Biological process (GO): G protein-coupled receptor signaling pathway
Cellular component (GO): neuron projection; plasma membrane
Molecular function (GO): neuropeptide Y receptor activity; neuropeptide binding
Source: RefSeq, a predicted model, not a curated record